AUGUCUAGACCGCAGCAUCGCAAGUCUCAGUCGACAUCUGCGCUCUCCAUCAUCGCGUCGAGUCCGGCCCGCCCGAGUCGGAUGGCAAGAGAGAAGGCGAGGGGUGGAUUGGAGCGCGUCGAGGAGGCACCAACGUCCAGUCCGAGAGAGUCGGUCGUGGCGCGUCGAGGCAGCCAUGACAGACCGGAGACCAGUGCAUCUAUGUCUGGCGGUACUCCACGGGGGACGUCCGCUGCUUCGGGCCGGCGGAAGGCGGUGGACGUCACAGAUGUCAAGGGUUGGAUGAACGAGAUACUGUCGAUGCCUACCUCUGGAUCAAGACGUACGACCAUACUCAGACAUUUUGAAGAGACCCUGUUGAGGUGUUGUCUGGGGAAUGAAGUGGAUGGAAUCCACCUGGCAGAUCUCUUGGGACUGUACCUACAUGCGAACCUCCUCAUCCUCCUGACUCGACAUACCCAGCUAUUGACCGCUCGAGCGCAAUCACAUUCCUCUCUGCAUGCAACGGACGAAGUCGCUAUCGCCCUCGUCCCAGAACUCACGUCGGUAUUUGGCCUGCUACAGGGGCUUUGCCUUCUAAGUGCGAGCUGUAAGGCCGCAUGCGCGGAAGCAUGGACCAUCGAGAUGUUGAUCGAUCUCUUACUGCUACUCCGGUCAAUUCCGGUCAAGGACGGGAACGAUCCGGAGAGCCGACCUGUCGUGUACUUCAUCCUGGAGCUACUCUUCUGUAUCCUCGUCGACUCACCAGAGUACUCGAGGGUAUUUGAAAGGCUAUCUGGACUCGAGGCGGUCACUCGCGUGUUGAAGGGAUCAAGCGUGUCGAAGGAGGUCCGUAUGAAGUGCAUCGAGUUCCUCUAUUUCUACCUUCUUCCGGAACAUCAAUCCCGCUCGCUAUCCUCUUCUACCCGCUCAGUCUCCACCGCGACCUCGAGAUCUACCUCUUCCUCCGAUUCGCUCUACCCCCCAUCCCCCCUCGACCGCUCCUCCUAUGCUAAGGAAUCUCCCACAAUCGUCCACCCUUCCCGCUCGCCAAAUCCUACCGGCGAUCUAGAUCUCCACUUUGUUCCCCAAACCCCUCGCAAAAAGGUCACACCCAACCUCGGCUAUCUCACACCUAGCAGCCGGCGCGGCUCGGGCGGGGCCAGUGCAAAGAGCACGCCCGCGCUGCAGACGGUCCCCGCAUCGCCGAUCGAUCGGGGAGGUUCCACUCCAAAAGCAAACAGGCGGAUGAGUGGCGAUGCGGAAGUCGGCCUGGGGUUGGGGUUGCCAAAUACGAGCGCGGGCGCAGGAGGGAUCAAGCGAGACGUCACUGCGAUUCAUCUUGGCUCGCUUGUCGCGUCUCCUGAGCCAGUCAGCCCCCGGCAUCGUCAAGCGGACGGUCGGGCCCCACGCUCGCCGACAUCAUCCGGAAAGAUGUCUCGGUCGUCAACCCAGCCCAACAUCUCUGUACUCCACUCGAGCCAGCGGCAGGCGCAUUCUCGAACAUCUUCGCAACUAUCCUCACACACCGACUCCCCCUCCUCACUCCCUCCUGCGCCUCAUGCACCGCGUAUCCCGGAACCAAAAUCACCACGUUUGGGACACUCCCGGACCUCUUCACAUCUCUCCGCUCUCGCCCCAGACCCUCCUAGCGGUCUCAGCCGUUCACCAUCCGCCCUCCUCGUCCCUUCUGCGUCACACUCGCGCGUUCCCUCCGCCGAGGGCGUGGGCAUGGAGCGCACCCCAUCGAAAGCCCGGCGAGCGUUCCCCUCGGAGCUCACGCGGGGCUUGUUACCAAUGCCCACAUCGUCUCCGAAGCCUACUCCGCUAGGUAACUCUCGGCGCUUACCAUCGAGGUCGGAGCGGUCGGCAUCUUCAAUCGCUCCAGCCUCGAGUGGGCAAGGCCAGGCGGGACCGGACGGAGCAGUGAGGACGGUGGAGGAGAAGAAGGAGCUGUUGGGGCAGUGGUUGGGCAAUGUCGAUGCGCUGGUGAGCGGGGUGGAGGGUGUGGGGUGGUGGGGCGCUCAAGGAAGGGAGAGAUAG
Molecule: messenger RNA, 2022 nt
Organism: Dioszegia hungarica
Lineage: Eukaryota; Fungi; Basidiomycota; Tremellomycetes; Tremellales; Bulleribasidiaceae
Product: cell division control protein 14, SIN component-domain-containing protein
Exons: 7
Coding region: 1-2022 (673 amino acids)
Source: RefSeq, a predicted model, not a curated record